GAAGUGUCUGUCGCUGCUCGUUUUUUCAUGUUGCGCUGUUGGAUGUUUUAUUUGAGCAGCUGCCUUUCCUCUUUUAAACAUAUUUUAGUGGGAUCAAAACUGUAACUGUAACAUCCCAGGGUUUCUUAAUUAUUUGUCUUAUGCAUACAGCUUGAUUUAAGUGGUGAGUUUUUAAAGUUUUUAAAGAUUUAAGCUACUUGUUGAAAGGAAAUUUAAAUAUUCAGAGCUGGAGAUGACUUCUGGAGGUUUGGGCCUCACCGAAGGUCUGGGUGAAGACAUAAGUCAGGAGGAGUUGGACUUUUCUGACCUGUUCCUGUAUAAUUCACCUGGAGAAGAUUUCCCUGUCGGCUGUGAUAAAGAUGACUCCGGUGCUCUCCUCCAGAACGACAAUCAGCCUCUUCUGCUGGUGGUUGACCAUCACACUGCGUACAUCUCCAACUCCAAUCAACCAGUCUCCACUCAGGACCUCUCCUCUCACAGCACCACCACAGAACCCUUGUCAGGGGCAGUGUUUGACUCCUUGGGGCUGGCAUCAAGACCAGGGACCAUCCCUGCUCCCAGCCCCAGGAUUGAGAUCACUCCAUCGGGAGACUCUCUCAGCUCUCAGACCCUGCAGCCGAGCCCUGGUACCAAAGCUCUAGGGGCCUACAGGGAGUGUGUGAGCCCUGCCAGCAGUAACUCCUCCACUGGCUGGCCUGCAGAUGCAUAUUCUCCUGUAGCUUCACCAUGUGUCUCCCCUUCUAUGGGAGGCUGUGGCAUGGGGCUAUCUGGCUUAGACCUCUGCCCAAGCCUCCAGGGCAUCCAUACUUCUUCUACCCACUCCUCUCCGGGAGCCUCACCUCGCAACAGCAUCACGGAUGAGACCUAUCUCCAGCCCCAGCAUCAACACAUCACCUCAUCGAUUCCCCACCAGCGCUCCCGCUCUGCCUCACCACACGGAAAGCGCUCCUAUGGCCAGGCAGAUUCCUGCCAAGGGGGCACGCCUGUGAAGCAGCGCUCCCGGAGCCCCAGCCCCAUCCCUUCGCCCCAUGAGCAGCAGGGGUCCUACUACCUCCACCAAAACCAGGUUCACACUGAGUUCCAGCCUCAAGCUCAGACCUCCACCCCAGGCGUGGAGGAGAUCCUAAGCAGCCUCAGCUCCAGUCUGCCUAGAGUGAUGCCUUCUGCAGUGGCGAGAGAUGCACAUGGCCAGGUUCAAAGACAGGACUGUGUGUAUGGAGAGGGGUAUGACUGGGCCAUUAAGCAAGACAGGAUGGGCAGGGCAGGGCCCGAAGUCAAGUCUGAAACCAUUUAUGUGCUCCCAGCUGUGUGGCCUUCUCCUCAUCCAGUCCACCAUGGUGCAUUCGGUGGUCUUCCAGCUCCACUUCCAUCUUUGGAGUGGCCGUUGCCCAGUCAGUCCGGUCAGUACGAGCUUCAAAUCCAGCAGCAGCCCAAAUCUCACCACAGAGCUCACUAUGAGACCGAGGGCAGCCGAGGAGCUGUAAAGACAUCGAACGGAGGGCAUCCGGAAAUUCAGCUCCGUGGGUACCAAGGCACAGCUCCACUGGGGCUGCAAGUCUUUAUAGGAACAGCUGACGAGAGGCUCCUGAAACCGCACGCUUUCUACCAAGUCCACCGAAUCACAGGGAAGACUGUCACCACACGCAGCAUGGAGAGGGUGAUGAACGGGACCAAAGUGUUGGAGAUUCCACUGGAGCCAAAGAACCACAUGCGAGUGGUGAUUGACUGUGUGGGAAUCCUGAAGUUGAGAAAUGCCGACAUUGAACUGAGGAAUGGCGAGACGGACAUUGGACGAAAAAACACACGUGUGCGUUUGGUGUUUCGUGUCCACAUUCCUCAACCUGGAGGCCAGUUCCUGUCCCUUCAAGUUUCCUCUGAUCCUAUUGAAUGCUCCCAGCGUUCAGCUCAGGAGUUUCCUGCAGUUGAGAGGCAGGACCUGGAUCGAUGCUCGGUGCUUGGUGGUCAACAAAUGGUUCUUACUGGACAGAACUUCACAUCCGACUCCAAAGUGAUAUUCUUAGAGAAGGCACAAAAUGGGGAGCAAAUCUGGGAGGUAGAGGCCACUGUGGACAGAGACAAAACACAAACUAACAUGCUAUUUGUUGAGGUUCCUUCAUAUCGAGACCGGACCAUUUCACACCCAGCCAAAGUCAACUUCUACGUCAUCAAUGGAAAGAAGAAACGCAGUCAGCCUCAGCACUUCAUCUACACUCCUUUGACAGCUAUUAAAGCAGAACCACUGGAUGACUACCAUUUGAAUUCAUAUGGCUACUCAGACAAUCAGUCUCUGACUGGUCUGUCAAUGAAGUCACUCUAUCAUCACCUGGAUCAGGACAGCAGCCUUCAAGCCUUGAAUAUUUCUCCAACACUGUACCAUCUAACCACUGUAGACCCCAGAGCUCACAUGUUAAACCCUGAUCCUUUGGAUGACCAAGCAGUCUAUUAUCAGCCCAGGGUCAACACUCUGAUCAACAACCCCAUGCUGUACCACACUGCAAACCAACAUUACAGCAACUGCAGUACCGCUCUCCUUGGUGGAUCCCAAAUGGCUUCCCACUCUGCCUCCACUCCCAGCCAUUGUGUCGGUCCCAGAGCCCCUAUGGCCAAACUGGGCGAAGGUCCUCAGGUUGCUGAUUCAUUUGAGGCCUGUUUGAUGUCAAGGCAUGAGAGUUUUGUGCAGGCAGGACUGCCACUGGGAAAGUCACCACCAUCAAGAUACAUCCAUGCUCAAGCUCAAGGGAAAGUUGGAAGCCGAGUGGAGCCAGGCGACCAGCAUCUGACCCACAUCAGCUCUGGCAGAGGAAAUCAUGAGGAACGGGCUCCAGAGAAAGUCACAAUCAAACAAGAGAACCUCCGCUGUGCUUACCUGGAGGAUGUGAACGACAUCAUAAGAAGAGACCUGAAAGGCCACAAUGGAGAAUGAUACCAGAACAGCAGCUCUGAGGCCCAUCAGAUGUGAAGUCUCAGGAACAAUAAAUAUAAAAUCUUGAUCGUUCCAGAGAAGGCUUGUACUUGUAAUUGCUAUCUGUAAUUAAACUUAGUCACAAACAUUUAAGGCAAACAAUAGAAAUUCAUCCACUAUAGGUUUAUGUUGACCUAAUUUAAAGAUUACAUCUUGUUUCUGUUAAGCUAGGAAGUAUGUUGGUCCACUCGCUGUUUGUUAACCUUUAAAGUCGCCAUGCAUUUUACCCUUAGAAAAGAUAGAAGAGCUUGUGUCAUAUCUUAUACUGUGUAUCUAUUGUCUUUAUUUUAACCAGUUUGACUUCCCAUCUGUUCAUAUAUUUGUACAACUGCUCUUUGUAAGCAUGUAUAAAAUAUUUUAUAUUGAAUAAAUUCUGUUUAUACGAA
Messenger RNA from Larimichthys crocea (large yellow croaker), 3348 nucleotides. It is a transcript of the gene nfatc2b, whose product is annotated as nuclear factor of activated T cells 2b. Lineage: Eukaryota; Metazoa; Chordata; Actinopteri; Sciaenidae. Bases 233 to 2923 code for a protein of 896 amino acids. The record is from RefSeq and is a predicted model, not a curated record. Gene Ontology annotation, biological process: cytokine production; calcineurin-NFAT signaling cascade; regulation of transcription by RNA polymerase II. Gene Ontology annotation, cellular component: transcription regulator complex. Gene Ontology annotation, molecular function: DNA-binding transcription factor activity, RNA polymerase II-specific; RNA polymerase II cis-regulatory region sequence-specific DNA binding; transcription factor binding. The transcript has 10 exons.